AAUAACAAAAAAAAGAUGAAAUUCCCUAAGUCGGCAUGGUGGCGUUGUUUUUAUACAAAAUUUAUUAGAGGAGAAAACUACGUUCCCGCUCGUUUGUAUUAAAAAUUGUGCUAAUUUAAGUGAUUAGGAUGUCGGAACCUUCGACCAAAGACUCAGGGGCCACGAAAACUCCCAUGGUUUACAUUUGCGGAGAAUGCCACAAUGAGAACGAAAUAAGGCCGCGGGAUCCAAUCAGGUGCCGGGAAUGUGGGUACCGUAUUAUGUACAAGAAGAGAACCAAACGAUUGGCCGUGUUUGACGCCCGGUGAAAAAAUUGUAAUUAAUUAAGGUUGGAAUAGAGUGUUUUUUACA
Molecule: messenger RNA, 351 nt
Organism: Tribolium castaneum (red flour beetle)
Lineage: Eukaryota; Metazoa; Arthropoda; Insecta; Coleoptera; Tenebrionidae
Gene: Rpb12
Product: RNA polymerase II, I and III subunit K
Exons: 3
Coding region: 129-308 (59 amino acids)
Biological process (GO): DNA-templated transcription
Cellular component (GO): RNA polymerase II, core complex; RNA polymerase III complex; RNA polymerase I complex
Molecular function (GO): DNA binding; zinc ion binding
Source: RefSeq, a predicted model, not a curated record